Molecule: messenger RNA, 279 nt
Organism: Hemisphaericaspora subhashii
Lineage: Eukaryota; Fungi; Ascomycota; Pichiomycetes; Serinales; Debaryomycetaceae
Product: Arf family guanine nucleotide exchange factor
Exons: 2
Coding region: 1-279 (92 amino acids)
Biological process (GO): intracellular protein transport
Cellular component (GO): Sec61 translocon complex
Source: RefSeq, a predicted model, not a curated record
AUGUCUUCUUCUUCAGUUCAAGCUCCAGGUGGUUUAAGAAGUGCAGCCAAAAGAAAGUCUACUGCUGACAAGAAGGCUCAAUCUUCAAACGCAAUGCCAUUAUCCACAAGAUCUGCAGGUGCAGGUGGUUCUUCUUCUACAAUGAUGAAAUUGUUCACUGAUGAAGCUCAAGGUUUAAGAGUUGAUCCUUUAGUCGUAUUAUUUUUAGCUGUUGGUUUCAUUUUUUCAGUUAUUAUCUUACAUGUAUUUGCAAAGAUCACUGGUAAAUUCACGUCAUAG